Molecule: messenger RNA, 1906 nt
Organism: Mytilus trossulus (common blue mussel)
Lineage: Eukaryota; Metazoa; Mollusca; Bivalvia; Mytilida; Mytilidae
Product: zinc finger protein 260-like
Exons: 2
Coding region: 118-1578 (486 amino acids)
Biological process (GO): regulation of gene expression
Cellular component (GO): nucleus
Source: RefSeq, a predicted model, not a curated record
GUUUAUAUCGAUGGAUAAUCUCCCUUUGUUUGAGCCAAGCUCAUUUUACAUUUUAUUUCUACAGUUGAAUCAUUAUCAUCGAACUUCUGGUGUUUCAGGUGCACGAAGUCCUAAAUUAUGGCUGGAAUCCCGCUGUGUGGUAAGGAUCCAAUUCAAGACAAUCUAUUACAGAUGGAAAUAGCAACACACAUUUCAGGCAGCGUAUUUUAUCAGAUAGUUGACCCUAGCAAACAAAGGGGAGAACAAAGCAGUGACAAGUAUUUUAAAUGUAAUUACUGUAAUAAGUUGUUUGAAAGUAAUGGAGACCUACAGAAACACAUAAGAACACACACAGGUGAUAAACCGUAUAUAUGUGAUGAAUGUGGUAAAGGUUUUAGUCAGAGCAGUAAUCUACGUACACACAUGGGAAUACAUACAGGGGAAAAACAUCACGAAUGUAAAACAUGUGGUAAGUGUUUCCGUCUGAAAUCCUGCUUACUGGAACAUGUAAUGAGAAUGCAUACAGGUGAAAAGAAAUACAACUGUGAUGUAUGUGGAAAAGGAUUUUACACCAAACCUAAUCUGAGGAGUCACAAGAGAAAACAUGCAGGUGAUAUAACAUAUAAUACCAUAACGGGAGAUAUCGCAAAUAAACCAGAUCACAUCAACCCCUCUAAUACCGUUCAGAAACCAGAUAACAGCAACGGAAGUGGUAUAGCCGAUAAAACAGAUCACACCAAAGGAGUUGAUAUCGCCGAUAAACCAGAUCACACCAAAGGAGUUGAUAUCGCCGAUAAACCAGAUCACACCAAAGGAGUUGAUAUCACUGAGAUUUCUAAGAUCAAUAAAGGUGAAGGAAAUGAUCUUGAUUUCAUCAAAAACCUUAAGGGACAUAUUGCUGAAAAAUCUUCUAAUGAUCUCUACCCAAGCGGAACAUUAAAUUUACACAUCAGAAGGGAUCGAAGACGUUUCAAAUGUUUUGCGUGUGGAAAGGGAUUUGCAGCAAUUAGUAUUCUUGAAGCACAUGUGAGGACACAUACUGGGGAAAAACCAUUUAAAUGCGAAAUAUGUGGUAAAUCAUUCAGUGAGAAACGAAGCGUAAAGGAACAUUUGCGAAUACACACUGGGGACAAACCUUACAAAUGCUAUCUGUGUGAAAAAGAUUUCAGUAGUUGCAGUAAUCUUCAAAAACACGUUAGAACGCAUAGUGGUGACAAACCUUAUGAAUGUUAUUUCUGUGGAAAGCAUUUUUCUUCGACCAGUGUGAGAAAGGCUCACAUACGUUCUCAUACAGGUGAGAAACCAUAUAAAUGUAACAUUUGCGAUAAAGGAGUUACAUCUUCUAGUAGCUUACAGGAACACAUAAGAACACAUACAGGUGAGAAACCAUAUAACUGUGACGUUUGUGGGAAGAGAUUUACUAAGUCUAGUAACUUACAUGUACAUAUGAGAACUCAUACGGGCGAAAAGCCCUAUUCAUGUUCUAUAUGUGGAAAACUGUUUAAUACAAGUAGUAAUCUCUACAAACACAAGAGACAGCACACGGAUAAAGAUGAUAAAGCAUACAUGAGUGAUGAAUGCAAUAAACUUAGCGUUUAAUCAUUGAAUGUGAUAAGUGUAACUUAUUUUUACUGGUGCAGAAUUUGCGUGGAGGAGUGAAAAUUAUCAUAAAAGACCUACUGGCUAUUUGACGUUGAUAUACAACUUCUAGUUAUGGUAGAUACAGCGACAAAGGCCUUUAACUGUUGACACUUAUUAUGCUUAUUGCAUUCACUACAAUUACAUUCUUCCCCAUCGGUAUUUUUCGUGAUCAAAGUGUUAAGCGACAUAUUGUAUUAACGAUGCUUAAACUAAUUGUCAGAUGUGAAUGUUGUUGUUCGAUAUCAAAAAGGGGAACUUGUUAAAAAAUUGUAUUCGAAAUCAUGAA